ACUAACCCGGAAACAGCAGCAGCCGCAAAUCGCUUUUCUUCUUCUUCUGCUUUCAGCUCGUACCGCCACCCGAGUGUGAGAGCGUGGUGUUUCCAGCCCGUCCUUUUCUCCACCACCAUAAAGACGCCGACACCUGCGGGAGGACAGUGACCCGGGGCCACCUGCCAGGUCGGGCCUCCCUGCUCCUGACUGACUGUAUCACAGCUCCACUGCUGGUAUCAUAACAUGGGGAACCUACUGAAAGUUUUGACAUGCACAGAUCUGGAACAGGAGCCCAAUUUUUUCCUCGAUUUUGAAAAUGCCCAGCCCACAGAUGCUGAGCGAGAGGUUUGGGAGCAAGUGGACGUGGUGCUGAAGGAUGCGAAGGGGGUCCUGGACGAGCUGCAGGCAUACAAAGGAGCAGGACAGGAAAUCAGAGAGGCGAUCUCAAAUCCAAACGAUGAAGCGUUACAGGAGCAGGCGUGGGCGGCUGUGGUUCCAUUGGUGGGAAGACUGAAGAAGUUCUACGAGUUCUCCCAGAGGUUAGAGGCGGCGCUGCACAGCCUUCUGGGAGCUCUAACCAGCGAGACUUACGACGACCCCACUCAGCACCUGGAGCGGGAGCAGGCACUGGCUAAGCAGUUUGCAGAGAUCCUGCACUUCACCCUGCGCUUUGAUGAGCUUAAAAUGACAAAUCCUGCCAUUCAGAAUGACUUCAGUUACUAUAGGAGAACACUGAGCCGCAUGAGGAUCAACAACGUACCGGCGGAAGGUGAAAAUGAAGUCAACAACGAACUGGCCAAUCGGAUAUCUCUGUUCUACGCCGAUGCCACGCCCAUGCUGAAGACAUUAAGUGAUGGCACAACGAGAUUUGUAUCAGAGAACAAGAACCUGCCUAUUGAAAACACGACAGACUGCUUAAGCACAAUGGCGACAGUGUGUAAAGUCAUGCUGGAAACACCCGAGUACCGCAGCCGGUUCACCACCGAGGAGACGGUGUCUUUCUGCCUGCGGGUCAUGGUCGGGGUCAUCAUCUUAUACGACUACGUCCAUCCUGUUGGAGCUUUCGCAAAGUCGUCCAAAAUCGACAUGAAAGGCUGCAUCAAAGUUCUCAAAGAUCAGCCUCCAAACAGUGUGGAAGGCCUUCUCAACGCUCUCAGGUACACAACCAAGCAUCUGAAUGAUGAAUCAACCAACAAGACUAUCAAGAGCAUGCUACAGUAGGACUGAGCUGCUACAACCGCUUGCCUCACACUCUGCUGGAGGGAGACGCCACUCUCCCGACUGAUGUCGGUGCACAGAAUGUUUUUCCUUUUGGUUUUCGUUAUUAUUAUUUUUGGCUGUUUUUUAUGGUAAAAUUAAGAAAAAGGAAAAAAAGAGCUGCAGCUCCGCCCUCUUUUAUAUUGCAAAAUGCUACUGCCAUUAUGAACGUCUUUUUCUGUGCCAAAAAGAUGUUGCUGUAAUGUUUUUUCCAUAAAAGGCCAUGCUACAGUGGCAGCUAGCGAAAGCAUUGCGAAUCCUCUGGUGUUUUUAAAAAAUGUCUUGUUUUUUUUUUCCCUGUGUAAGGGACGGGAGUGCUUUGACUUGAAAAUUAAAAAGAGAGAGAUAUAUAGAGAAGUAUAUAUUAUUUUUGUUUGAUUCGUUAUUUAAUAUUACAUCUUCUGCAUGAUGAAAAUGAUGUCUUUUCUUUGUAUUUAAAAGAAACUAAUGGUUCGGUUUGAUUUGUCCGCUCUAUUGUGCAUUAUUAAAUGUUUCAUUAUUGAAAUGGUACUUGUUGAAAUGAGAUUUAAGAGUACUGUUUUUAUAUUUUUUAUAGGUUUUAAUUUGUGCUUAUGACUCUUUUUGUUUUCCAUAGUUGUGUUGUAUUUUUCAUUUGAAAACUUUGAAACUGUGAUGUGUGCAAAGUCAAAGUAAAAUGGGAGUGUGUACUGUAAAUGAACAGUAUGUUGUGGCCGGAGACAUUAAAAGGAGAACUCUUGUUUUCUACAAACGCCUCA
Messenger RNA from Solea senegalensis (Senegalese sole), 1976 nucleotides. It is a transcript of the gene cyribb, whose product is annotated as family with sequence similarity 49 member Bb. Gene Ontology annotation, biological process: regulation of actin filament polymerization; positive regulation of T cell activation. The transcript is spliced from 12 exons. Bases 226 to 1203 code for a protein of 325 amino acids. The record is from RefSeq and is a predicted model, not a curated record. NCBI's taxonomy places the organism in Eukaryota, Metazoa, Chordata, Actinopteri, Pleuronectiformes, Soleidae. Gene Ontology annotation, molecular function: small GTPase binding.